Molecule: messenger RNA, 7559 nt
Organism: Asterias rubens (European starfish)
Lineage: Eukaryota; Metazoa; Echinodermata; Asteroidea; Forcipulatida; Asteriidae
Exons: 13
Coding region: 191-6889 (2232 amino acids)
Source: RefSeq, a predicted model, not a curated record
AUUCAGUAAGGCUUGGUUUUCAGCCAGGUAAAACGGUUCGCUGAACUGUUGUUGGUUUUCACCCUGGCAGAUUUAUCUUGGAAACUGCAGUGAGGACCUCUUGAAGUGGCGGAAUGUAACCAAAGAGCUAGUCGCUGUUGAACCUGUGACUGUUGAAUAUUGUGAUGUACCAUGCACAGGUAACUCUAACAUGACCUGUGGAGGUGCAGAUUUUAUUCUGAUCUACGGCCCCUUGGAAGGCUCCAUAGCUAGGCAGCAAUGUGAAUGGUAUGCAGGACUCUAUGAUGAACAGGAGGACGUAUUCAGCUUUGAUAUCACUCUGUCUAUCACCCCUCUGCUUACCAAAGGAAUCACUGAGAUUCUACAGCCCUUUGUUACCUACGAUCACGGUGAGGAACACACCCCUACUAUCCUGCCGUCUGCCCCAUACAGACUUGAAGCUGGAACAAUCUGGUUGGAUAUGAACGUCUGGGUAGCACCAGAGAUUGAAGGGUUUGUACCAGGAGACCUUUUGGAGUUCUACACCGAGGUGUUCCAUAACCCUCUAUCAACGUUAACAGCUAGAGACAUCUCCAUCGUCUGGAUGUUCCCAACGUACAUCGAGUAUGUCAACCUCACUAACCACAAGACCUCUCUUCAUGAAACUAACGCUCUGCAGCCAGCCGAGGCCCUACGCACAGACCCUACCAAAGGCUUCCAAUUUUUUGUGCCUACUCUGCGAAAUACAGAUAUGAUCUCGUUCCACUUCCUAAUCAAGCUGGACCCAGCGAGGGCGCUACCUCAGGGGGAGUACCACAUGGUAGCGCUUGCUGAGACGUAUUAUUACUCAUGGGAUCUCUAUAACCCACACGAGGAUGAGUUCAAACAUAACGUGGUGACGCACUUUCAUGAUGUUAUACCAACUAAGAUCAGUUUUGAAGUUCCUACGACAUACAUGGGAAGACCUGAGCUUUCAGAUCUCAAGUUAUCAACAUACAGCGCUUUGUAUGAUGAACAGCACAAUAUAAUGUAUGCCUGUUUCUACAACAACACCAAGCAUUUUUAUGAAGGAGGAUGCUUCAUGACGGGUAACCUACCGGCCUACGAGGUGGAAUUACCACCAACCUGUGAUGACUUCUGCAACUGUACUUACGUCUGGGACCUGACCCUUGGAGAAAACUGCUCACAGUUUGAACCCAAGCCUGAAAACUGCUCCUGUGGCUGUGUUCCAGACUGCUUAGAGAUACAAUCAGCAUGUGAGGACACCUGUCACAACUGCACAUCCUGUACCUACAAUCAGCUACAAGCCUGCCUCUCUGAUUGCACAGGCAAUCACUUAAACUGUACCCAAGAAUGCUGUCUAGACUCUUGCAGUUCCGUUUCAGAUGGGUGUCUCCUUGAUUGCAGCAACUGCACAUUAGCAGGGGACGUUGGCUCGAUGAAUUGCACCUCAGAUCACAACUGCACCUCAGAUUACAACUGCACCUCCGAUUACAACUGCACCUUAGAUUGCUCUCUCACGCACGGAGUAUGUGCAUUCGACUGCGUCAAACCACCCGACACAUGCACUGAUAACUGCACCUCUGACAGGGGUGCAUGCCAGGAGGUCUGCGAGGGGGUUUGCAAGGGUCAGAAGGAGGUACACUACCCCGGUGUUGAGGUGAACUGUACAGAGAUUUGCGACUGGGAUUGCGUCCGCGUUGAGGACCGUUGCCGAAAGGGUUGCUGUAUGGAUGACUGUGGAUUCAAUCAAACCAUCUGUGUUGAUAACUGUCUGUAUACCUGUAAGGAGGAUGACAUCUGCUCGUCUGGUUGUCAGAAUGUCUGCAUAAUGACCUUUGACUCCUGCAGCACAGACUGCGACCCUCCGAUCGUACCUUGUACAGCGGACUGCAACCAUGAGCUGAGCUACUGUGAAGGAAACUGUAACCAGACUUGUGCCUUGGAGAUCUGUGAGGUUACAAUAGAAGCUGUCAACUGUACAGAUUAUUCAUCAGGCAAUACAACAUCCAAGAACGAAACAGUAGAUGAACAUUUAUACUCGACUUCCACAAAUUGCACAAGCGGAAACUGCACAAGUUGGAACACAAGUCAAGCUCAGAAUUGUAGUAGCAAGCUAAUUGAAGAUUGCUCCCUUGGUCUUGACACCGUGUGCCAUAGCCAGUGCUCCUCAAUUUGCUUUUCGACAUUUGAGGCCUGUGAUGAGCAUUGCUGUCUCGAGGACUGCGUAUUGAAUCGUGGAUUUUGUGUUGAGAACUGCACAGAUGUUUGUGCAGCAGACUUUGGCUGCCUUCAAGCAUGUAGCUUCUCCUGUGCAGAUCAGUUCGACGGAUGUAACCUGGACUGUAUCAUGCCGUUUGUGAAUUGUCGGCCCAAUUGUGACAUACGGCUUAAAACAUGUAGACAGGACUGCCAUCCAUGUGGAGGAUAUAGUCUUCCAAAUCAGACAUUAGAAUCAGACAAUGGAACAAAUUGCCUCAAUGAGUCUGGUAACUGUAAUGUAACUGCCAGUGCCUAUGGAGACAGGAACCAGACAAGUGCAGGGAAUCAAACCGUGGGUUCAGACAACGGAUCUAAUUGCCUCAAUCAGUCUGGCAACUGUAAUGUAACUGCCAGUGCCCAUAGAGACAGGAACCAAACUAUCCCACGAAAUCAGACCUAUGGGAAUAACUGCUUCAAUGAGUCUGUAGUUUGUAAUGGUACUUCCAACAGUUCAACCUGUCAAGAACUAAUAAGAAACUGUACUGAAGCGAGGAAUAUCAGCUCUACUAUGGCACCAACAACCUUGCCGCUCACCCCAGUUAACUGCUCUGUUGAAAUGGUUAACUGUCACACAGACUGUGGUGGGUUCCUUGAAGAUUGUAGAGAUCAGUGCCCAUGUGAGGAGCCUUGCUUCCGUCAGUAUUCAAACUGUUCGUCUUCUUGCUGUGGAUGUGAGGCAAUAUGCCUUGAUGGUUGCGGGUCAAACUGCAGUGCUGCAACUAAUAGCUGUAUGACUGGAUGCAUUGAGCCUACAGUUGAUCCUGUGAAUACAUGUACUGAGACCUGUAGUGCGGACUUUACUGAAUGUCUACCUGGAUGCCUCCAGAACCUGACAGUCAAUAUCACCAGAUUCCAAAACACAUCUAGUGGACCAGUCAACACUUCAGAAUCCAGUACAAGGACAUUUCUGAAUGUGACUUGCCUAGAAGGUUGUGUUGCCACGAGCAUUGGUUGCCUUGUCCCUUGUUUUGACUUGCUCAGUAUCAGAAGCUGCUCAGACAUCUGCUUUCCAGAGACUGGUUUCAGCGAUAACUGUUCAGCGCAGUGUCACACCUAUGCUUAUGGUUACAGCAAUGCAACAUUGAAUAGAACAUUUGAGGGCGGCUUCUCCGAUUGCAUGUCCAGUUGUUCCAACUGGACCCAACAUGAGAACACAAGCAGCUUUAACAGUACCUCAGGUACUCCUACAGAAACACUACCAACUGACUUGCCAAACUCUACUACUCCCGCUUCUACUACGACUCCCAUUCCUGUUGGCAGUAGUUCAACAUACACUACUCAACUAGUUCUAGGAAGCACAGCAUCAAGUUUGACAACGUCCUCGACUUCAAAGACAGGCCAUUGUGUCAAGGAGUGCAGAACCACUUUUCCAUAUGUCUUUGCCAACUGCUCCAACACCUGUUUGACAGAGUUUGAGAAUUGCACCGACCACUGUGUGAUGCAAAACACAUCAGUGGUGCUCAAUGAGUCCUUGGGUUGUUAUCAGGAUUGUGGUCAGAUCUACCAAGUGUGCACAUACGAGUGCACAUACGACCUGGUGUUUGAGAAUUGCAGUUUACCCUGUGAAGAAGUGAAUGAUGUAUGUUUUGAAACUUGCCUCGACUGCCUGGACUGUCGAGAUGACUGCCAUUGGAAAUGUAACAGCGAGAAGUCGACGUGUCUGGGGAUAUGCUUCCCAGUUUCAUGCGAAGACAGUCGGUCAACCUGUCUCGACAACUGCACUUUCUGUAGUUGUACCGAUAGCUGCCAGACCAACUGCUCCUCAAGUGAGGAGGUGUGCAGUGAGCUCUGUCUUCCAGGCGAAGUCAAGCUUUGCAAAGAGACUUUUACAAAAUGUGCGCAGAACUGCUCAAGAGACAAUUCAUCCGGUGCCGAUGUUGGCGCUCAUUGUGUCCUGAACUGCAGUCUUGGGUAUUCUUUUUGCAUGGAUCUGAACUUUGCCAAUUGGACAGACUUGCAGAACUGCUCUUUCGACAGAUGUUCCGAGUUGGACCUGAAUGAAUCAAUGUCAGAGGUCAGAGUUUGUAAUGCCAGUGAGACAUAUAACACCACUUCAAAUGACACCACUGCUGUUUCCUGUAGUACUGAAACUAAAAAUGAGACAUGCAAAAGCUUCUGCAUGAUGUACCAGUCAUUCAACACUUGUGUAUCGUCCUGCAAUAGCUCUCUUUAUAUCUGUCUUGAUAACUGUGAAGAAUGCCUCAAUGACACAGAAUGUUUUGAAACCUGUGCCAAUCAGUGUGUUUAUGAUCAUCACAAGUGCUACACAAGUUGCCAUACCUUAACAUUCCUCAACCAGUGCACAAGAGACUGUCAAGGCAGCAAAGCUGACUGUGACUUUGAAUGCACAAACUGCACAUCGUGUCCUGAUUGCCUACCAACUUGUCAGGAGAGCUAUGCCAACUGCUCAAGAGCACCCUACAACAACACAACAGCAAUCAAGGGCACUUCGGGAGACAACAACAUUCAUCCAAACUGUACAGCUUACCACAUUUGCCUCAGUCCUUGUCACAAUGCUUCUAAUGAGACAUGUUUGGAGAAUGCAAACUGUAGUGCUGCAAACUGUACCCAAGCUUGCCUGCAAGAGUUUAUAUCUUCAAACUGCACCUCUCAGGAAAACUGCUCCGAGUAUUCAAACUUGUGUGUUGGUCACCAGAGGAGGCGAAGAAGUUUGCCUGUUGAGCUUCUUUAUACAGGCCUUGGAGGAUUUAAUGGUCAUCCAAGGAAGACAUACAUCCCCAAUAUCAUAAUCCAUGACCAGAUGAAGCGGAGAUACAUAAAAGAGCACAUUAGGAAAACUAAAGGAAUAGAGGCAUACAGUAGGCUGUUGUUAAAGGAUUCUGUUAAGAAAUUGAGAAAGCAAGGUAGUCAGACUCGAAUCCAAACCUCGGAUUUGAAAGAAGGUGAGUUUCGUCGAGAAUCGCAUACCAUGAGGAUGUCUAGCACCUUGACGACUACUGGUAAGGAAGAACAGAUAUCACCAUCAUCUGAACCGUCCAGGUUCUUUUCGGGCUGGAUAGACUCUGCACUAGGUGGAGGAGGUGAUACUGAAGAUAGACCGGGUUAUGGCAAGAAAUUUUUAAAUUAUGUCAUUGAUUUCAUAAAUCGGAAAUUGGCAGCCAAGCCUCAAACGGAAAGUCGACAACCAUCCAAUUCUGGUCACAGACUACACAGAAGAAGCAUCAACGACUCUGCAGAUGCAGAGAAUGUUACGACUGGCAGCGUCAACCAGACACAACUGCAGAGCAACACGACCGAGUGGCCUGAUGCAACUAAUGAAUCCAACACAGUCGGCCCAAUGGACUACGAGUACCCAGUUUGUGUAAGCAACAUGCAGUAUCUACACUACCAAAGCUGCUUGCAAAAUUGUAGCCUUCUUCUUCAGAUCUGUGAUGUCCAGUGUAAUAACUACAGCAGCUCUAAUGGUACACAAAGAAACUGCACACUUGAGUCGGCCAACUUGGAGAAUAUGGAAACAGGUUAUUACAAUGAAACUGACUCAUCCAACUCUACUAGUUUAAAUUCUACCAUGUGCAACUCUCCUGGUUGCUCAAAUUGUACCAUAAAUAACUCUACCACCUGUUCCAAUUCUACCAUAAGCAACUCUACCAGUCGUUCAACAUCUACCACACGUAACUCACUGGAAUCCUGUAUCAAUUCCUGCUCUGGUAACUGUGUUGGGAUCUGUGAGCAAGUAAGACCUGACGUCCACAGGGAGUGUUUCGCUGAUUGUAACAACACCGUGAACUACUGCAGCUCAUCAAACACUUCAGGCUGCUCCCACAGGCAGGAUGGUAUGCCUGGUCAUAGCCAAGCAAAUGGGACAAUAGAAAGCCAGAACAACUCUACUAUCAACAACUCUACUAUCGAGGGCGCGGAUAGUGAGAAUGCAUCAGCUCCAAAUACAACAUGCUCAAAUGUAACCACCGGCAGCUGCGAUUCCACAAACGUAACUGUCGUAAACCAUAGCUCAGUGGUGACGCCUGCGAAAUGCUCCGAUAAAUGCGCACUCCCUCAAUACGCAAACUUAACAACGUGCCAAUUCCACUGCGACAACUCGUCAGCCUUCAACAACUGCUUGCAGGUCUGUGACAACACCACAUGCGAAGAGCCCAGAACUUGCAACUGCAGCUGUGAAUGUUUCCAUCACCCAGAGCUUAUCAUCAAUCAGAGCUGCACCUUCUUGGACUGGAGCCACAGGAUCGGGUCUUGCCUCUGUAUAGAAGAGGUUGAGGUUUGCUCUUGCGCUUGUGGAUGUGUCGAGCCUGAAAAGAUCUAUGAGACAACACAUUGGAGAGCCCUUCAUUCGACUGUGGGAAACCUCCUGGGUGUGGACCCUCUCACAAACACCCUCUACGCCCUCUCACACCAUGGCCUAGCCAUAAUGCGAAGCCACGACUUUGGUGAGUCGUGGUUCGCCAUCAAGCCCGAUGUCUUGGAUGCCGCAAGGGAUAGCGAGUCGUUCGUUCCGUCCACGAGUCUCAGCGAGGAAAUCCUCUUAGAGAUGGAGCUUAGAGAGGUAGUCUUCGCCUCCAGCCAAUGGAACGAUACGUGGGGAGUUUCUGGAGUUGGAAUUCAUCGCUUGGACAACGCUUCAAGCGACUGGGAGGUCGUUGGUACAUGGCAGUGCUGUAAAAGUCAACCCUGAUUCAGGAUUAAAAAAGGAAAUACUUCAGUGCGUUGUAUUUUUGACCGCAUGAGGGCGCUCUAAUUAGUAUUAUUUUUGUAUCACUUCCCGGGGUAUACUUUAAAUGUGUUAUUGUCCUUGGUGGAUAUGAUAUCUGUGGUGGUAAUGUGUUUCAGUCUUUAGUAACAGUCUUUAGUAACUGUGGUGGUAAUGUGUUCCAGUCUUUAGUAACUGUUUUGGUAUGAAUGAUUAUUCCCUUGGAAGUGAUACAAAGUUUGAGAGCGCUCAUCUGCAUUAGAUGUAUAGCCAUGGAACACCAAGGCUGGACGUCUACAGCCAAGCAGAAAACGUGGCUCUGGAAAAAGUAUUUGGAAAUGUGAAUAAGUAUUAAAGCAUCUUGACAGAAGUAGUUGUCAAAGACCAAUUUACUAUUGCAUUGGUCAUCAUCUUGGUUAUUACCGUUUUCAAACAUCGAGUUUUGCACUAUAGAGGGAUUUUCAAAGGUUUUGUUGCUAUUGUUCCUUAAGCAACUUGUGGAUAUCUGGGAGAAAUCUGUGCUGGACGGCACAAUGUAUUUUGCUCGGAGUGCUGUGCAAAAUUGUUUCAAGACUAGUAUUAUCUCGAGUAAGGACUAGUUACUCGUCCUAACUUAGGACUAGGUUUAAGGUCUUAAUAUCUCCUAGGACAAGUC